Molecule: messenger RNA, 4377 nt
Organism: Heterocephalus glaber (naked mole-rat)
Lineage: Eukaryota; Metazoa; Chordata; Mammalia; Rodentia; Bathyergidae
Gene: Erlin2
Product: ER lipid raft associated 2
Biological process (GO): SREBP signaling pathway
Cellular component (GO): endoplasmic reticulum; endoplasmic reticulum membrane
Molecular function (GO): ubiquitin protein ligase binding; cholesterol binding
Source: RefSeq, a predicted model, not a curated record
GAUGGCGUCACCGGAGCGACGGGCCCGGAAGGAAGUAGUGUACUAAGUAGUGUGUGGUGGUUUCUGUGGUUGCAAGCGGGUUCGGACGAGUACGGAACGCCUGAAGGGACAACCUGGUACGCGGCCCCCGCACCUUAGUGCGCGCUCCAGGCCUCGCUGCAGCUCCAAACCCGAGUUGAGUCGCGGGGCUCCGGGGUACCGGCCCCAGCAGCUUCUCUCCGUCCGCCGGGCCGCUUCGGGACCUGAAGAAGCUUUUUCCGCCCGUCCCCUCCGCGCGAGCCCCCAGGCAGGCCCGAGAUAAAAGUUGCCUGAUGGCUCAGCUGGGAGCAGUUGUGGCGGUGGCUUCCAGUUUCUUGUGUGCAUCUCUCUUCUCAGCUGUGCACAAGAUAGAAGAGGGACAUAUUGGAGUAUAUUACAGAGGCGGUGCACUGCUGACUUCCACCAGCGGUCCUGGUUUCCAUCUCAUGCUUCCUUUCAUCACGUCAUAUAAGUCCGUGCAGACCACACUUCAGACAGAUGAGGUGAAGAAUGUACCUUGUGGGACCAGUGGUGGUGUAAUGAUCUACUUUGAUAGAAUUGAAGUGGUGAACUUCCUGGUCCCAAAUGCAGUGUACGAUAUAGUGAAGAACUACACUGCUGACUACGACAAGGCCCUCAUCUUCAACAAGAUCCACCACGAGCUGAACCAGUUCUGCAGCGUCCACACACUUCAGGAGGUCUACAUCGAGCUGUUCGAUCAGAUUGAUGAAAAUCUCAAACUGGCUUUGCAACAGGACCUGACCUCCAUGGCCCCUGGGCUUGUCAUCCAAGCUGUGCGGGUGACCAAGCCCAAUAUCCCUGAGGCAAUCCGCAGAAACUACGAGCUGAUGGAAAGCGAGAAGACGAAGCUUCUCAUUGCAGCUCAGAAACAGAAGGUGGUGGAGAAGGAGGCUGAGACAGAGCGGAAGAAAGCCCUCAUUGAGGCAGAAAAAGUGGCUCAGGUUGCAGAAAUCACCUAUGGGCAGAAGGUAAUGGAGAAGGAGACAGAGAAAAGGAUUUCAGAAAUUGAAGAUGCUGCAUUUCUGGCCCGGGAGAAGGCAAAGGCCGAUGCUGAGUGCUACACUGCCCUGAAAAUAGCUGAAGCAAAUAAGCUGAAGCUGACCCCAGAAUAUCUGCAGCUGAUGAAGUACAAGGCCAUUGCUUCCAAUAGCAAGAUUUACUUUGGCAAAGACAUCCCCAACAUGUUCCUGGACUCUGCAGGCGGCCUGGGCAGGCAGUUUGAGGGGCUGGCUGACAAGCUGAGUCUUGACUUAGGAGAUGAGCCCUUGGAGGCCGCCACGAAGGAGAACUGAAGAAAAGAAAGUACACAACCUCAGAUGACACUUAAAGAGAUCUUUAUUUUUUAAGAUGAAACCGAAUGCUCCUUCCUCCCAUACUACCUUCUUGGACUCCUCAAGUUGUUAUAAAAAAGAAGAAAUUGACUUAAAUCUGUUCCCCUUCCUGGGAAGGGAGGGUAGGGAUCAAUGGUUGGGCUUUUAUUCAGUUGAGUAGGUUACGUGGCUUCUGCUAAGAUUUGUAAACCCUGAGUUUGACCUCUGACCUCCAGGCACCGAUUCUUUCACUGAAUGUGGCUUAGGAAUGCUGUCACCAAGCAGUGGGAGAGAGGUGGGCUGCUGCCUCCAGGAGAUUUGAUUCCUCUUAUCUGGAAAUAUGCAGUCUGCCUUUCUCACCCCUGCCUUUAGGGCUCACAGCUGAGCAGAAGAAAUAGCUGCAGUAUAAGGGGUGGUCAUUUCAGAGGCAAGGUUUUGUUUGCUUGCUUUGGAGCCCUCGUAAGGAAGAACUGGUGCUAGGUUUUGCAAGAUUUUCUAUACACUACGCUCUUUUUCCCUGGGGCUCAGGGUGGUGGUUCUGACUAUAUUUCCAGAGCCAGGGCUUCAUUCCCACCACUCAAGUCUUUUUGAAACUUUUCACCUAAUCUGUGAUUUGGUUUCUUCUUAAGUAAUCUGUCUGUUGGUUCCACUCAGCAUCAAGAAGACAGGAACAAAUAAUCAAAUGUCUUCCUAACUGCUAACAUGGGAUCACUAUACUUGCUAGCCACUGUUGUAUCUGCUUGGCAAAUUGUGUGUGUACCUGGAGUACAGUGUCUUCAUGCUUGUGGAGGAGAUUCUCCAGGGAGGAAGAGGGGUCAGCUAAGGGCUUUCUAGUCAUAACGCCAUGGCUUGUGUCAGGGGUCUGACAUAGUGCUGAAGGGAGCCUUUCUGAGUAGCUUGUGAUGUUAAUUCCAGAGCUCCAUGCAGCCACUCCGGGUCAAACUGAUACUAAAUCUCUGGAGACAGCUCUGUGGAUUCAAGGCAGAGUUCAUGCCCAAGGCCUUGGGCUUGUGAGGAAAGCAUCAGAAUCCAUUCAAAGAGUUUUAUUUUGAUUUGGGAUGAGGAGAGCAAAUACAAAAGAAAGGUUUUUAUAUUGAAAUUGGGGUUGGGGUAGGGAAUUCAACCCAUACAUCCCAGGAAUAAUGCACAGAAUUGGUAAGUGGAGGACAGCCAUCUAGAGUGAAUUUGCAAGCAUAAUUUUACCCUGCAUAAUAACCAUGACCAGCUCAGGUAUAAGAUUUGCCCUUGUUAUUAACCCCACCAAAAGUAAAAGCAAAAACAACCUACUGUACCCCUCUUCCCUAGGUGAAUACUAUGAACAAUACUUUCUGGCAGCAAUUCCCACCUCAUUUUCGGUUCCAUGCCCAGGCUUCUGGUUCUUCAAAUGGUCCUAAUACUCAGGCCAGUUUGGUCCUAAGAGGCACCAGGCUUGGCAGGAAGCUGAGCAGCUUUCAGCUUGCCUAGAAGAUACAUGGUGUUAACUCCUCUUCACACACUGCCCUUCUCCAUUCUGAUUCCUGGCACUGAGAAUUUUCAAACUGCUGGUCCCCACCACACUUGGCACUGGCAGCAAAACACUACUGAGUAACAGUGUGUCCCAAGAUCAGCAUAGGAUGCCCUGUACGACAUCCUCAUCUUUCUCCCCUUCAGUGCGGUCCAUCACCUGUUAGGACAUCGCAGCGCCCCAGCAUCCCCUGUCCACAUGGACGUCCGCUUCCCUGGAGUUCUUGCCACCUGGGCAUCAGCAAACACUACUUCACCAUAGUAGAUUCUACGGUAAAUUUAUCUCACCUCCGAAGAGUGCUUUCCUCAGGUUCUUAACUUGAAAGUCUCUCUCAUACCAACAUCCUUCAUUGCUUGUCCCUUGACCACAAAUGAGCCUCAGUGAAGUCCUGCUGUGACCCCCCACCCCCAGUUAAUGUCACUUCCUCUUUAAACAAAAAAUAGAAAUGUGGUCUUGUUGAGCAGCGUCAGUCCAGUAGUUGUGGGCACCUGUCUGAGGGGUAAAAUCACGGAAGUCAUUUGUCUCCUUAUCACAGGAUAACUGACGUGUCUGUAUGACUUUGUCUUUUUAACACUUAGUAGAAAAUCUAAUCUUAAACCAUUUGAGUUCUGAACAUGUAAAAUGUGAUAGCCUGCAAUUUUGUAGGCAGUGAAGUAUUGGCUGCUAUUUAUAAGUGGAACUUUUAUCAGAAUAAGUAACUUUAUAAAAUAUAGUUUUUGUAGGAUUUUCCAAGGAACAGUCACCUUGAUGGAAUGUUUCUCAUGCAUUAAACUUUACAGAAGUGAUUACUAUUCAGUACUGUUCUUAAUCACUUUUUUAAAUAUAAGGACAGAAUGUUUGUAAGGGAGCCAAAGUUUGUUAAUAAUUUUUAUAUAACUAAAAUAAAAUGGAUUUGGAGGGACCUGUGAUCACAUUGAAGAAGGAAUCACUAAUGAAGCUUAGCAAUAUAUUGAUCCCCAAAAAGGAGAUGUUUUAUAAAUCUGUGGCUGCUUCUAUGGGCCUGUGUGUCUUUCAGCACUGAGAACUUUACCAUCUAAAGAGUAAGUAGUGAGAGUGAGAUGGUCAUAUUUACUGAGUUUGACUCUCUAUUUAAGUUUGAUUAAAGAUAAACUUUAUCUUGGCAAAUAGCAACUCUGUCUAUAAACCACUACUUCUUGGUUCUAUUCAGUAGGGUUCAAGCCAUUAUUUUGUUGUUUCCUUGUAAAAGAGGAUGUUCUGAUAGGGAUUGGCAUGAAGCCAAUCAGUUUCUGUUUGUAUUUCCAUUUCAUUCCUUUUUCUCUCUGCUUUUGUGUAGGCUGGUGACUGAAAAGUCAAAGUAAUUUUUUCAAAGAGCCCCAAGGGCUUAAUGACUCCCUUGUAACUGAGAAAUGAUUCUUGUUAUAUUAAUCAUUCUAUAAAUUAUACCACUGGAUUAAUUGCCUUGGGUCAAUAGCUGGAGGAAUUGUUUGGACAACACAAAAGGCCUUGUGUGAAUUUGUCUGUUUUAUUUUCGAUCUUGUUAAAUAAAAUUAGUCUGUGUUCACA